AGGAAUUCAAUUUUAUGAAUGAUCAUAAUCAGCAUCAUAGAGAUGGAAUUGUUAAUUUGGCAAGUGAACGAUUGGGUAAUGUUGGUUUAUUAACGGGUAAUAGAAUUAUGGAGUCAAGUGAGUUUAGGAAUCCUAGUUUAGGAACUGUACAACGUACAAGUCCAAAUGUUGAAGCUAAUAUCAAUAAUAUUGCCGUUGAUGGCAGACGGCAUUUAUUGAAUUCGAUUGAUUUGACGCAAAAUAUUUCGGCGCUUCCUAAUCGAUUGCAAAUUAAUAUACAUCAGCAACAGCCACAACAGCAACAACAAACAACUUCGUUUACUAUUGAUGCUAUUUUGGGCAAAAAUAACCAGAGGGAAAAAUAUCAGAGAUGCUCGACGACGAUGAGGAAAAAUUCUAGACAAGAGUGCCAUCAAGAGUUAAAAAAUAAUCCAGUAUCGUCAUGCUCACGAGUUGUCAAUGAUUUAAAUUUAAAUAAUCCUGGAAAAACGAAACGUGUACGGACAAUAUUCACCGCUGAACAAUUAGAACGACUUGAAGGAGAAUUCGCUCGUACUCAGUAUAUGGUUGGUCCAGAAAGACUUUAUUUAGCUCACUCAUUGCGUUUAACUGAAGCUCAAGUUAAAGUUUGGUUUCAAAAUCGUCGCAUUAAGUGGCGUAAAGUUCAUCAUGAACAGCAAACGCAACGUGUUAAUGAAUUAAGACAACGUUCAUUGUCCUCAUUAGAAGACGAUGAUUGUAAAGAACCUUCUGAAGCUGGUGAGUGGUGAGAAAUCGUAACCAAUA
Molecule: messenger RNA, 786 nt
Organism: Microplitis mediator
Lineage: Eukaryota; Metazoa; Arthropoda; Insecta; Hymenoptera; Braconidae
Product: homeobox even-skipped homolog protein 2-like
Exons: 2
Coding region: 15-770 (251 amino acids)
Biological process (GO): central nervous system development; regulation of DNA-templated transcription; neuron differentiation
Molecular function (GO): DNA-binding transcription factor activity, RNA polymerase II-specific; DNA binding
Source: RefSeq, a predicted model, not a curated record